CAUAUCUCGCAUCGGGAAGAAACUCCUCUCGCUCGUAACAAAUACUUCGCUCCAAGGACAACACAAAAAGAGCACGUAGCACUCGACGUGUUCCGCGUGCAUUCUGGUAAAUAACCGAUAGCCAUUUCUGAGUUGUCCCGUUCUUGUGUUCCUCUCUCCAAAAAUGGUCGCCAGUAUGAGGAUAGCGCCAAACCUAUUAAGGACUUGCAAACAGUUAACUGUCUUGCCGAGAAUGGUCUCGACCAAGAUCCUUACCGUGGAUAAUAUAAAUCCACAGGUGAUCACUAUGCAGUAUGCAGUUCGUGGUCCAAUAGUGAUCCGAGCCGUCGAAUUAGAAAAAGAGCUUGCCAAGGGAGCUAGCAAACCUUUCAAGAGUGUGAUCAGAGCAAACAUUGGCGAUGCUCAUGCUAUGGGACAAAAACCAAUCACUUUUAUUAGACAGGUGCUUGCUUGCGUGACAAACCCAUCGCUGCUGGAAACGGGGAAAUAUCCAGCUGAUGUCGUAGAACACGCCAAGGCACUUCUGGAUGGUUGUGGAGGUCAUAGCACAGGCUCUUACAGUCAAAGUCCUGGAAUCGAUCUGAUCAGGAAGCAUAUUUCUGAAUAUAUCACUAGGCGCGACGGAGGAAUUCCAUCAGAUCCCGAGAAUGUAGUCCUUUCUGGCGGUGCUUCUGAAUCUAUAAGGAAUGUCUUGAAAUUAUUCGUUGAUCAUAGGAAGAGCAAGAAAGUCGGAAUUAUGAUUCCCAUUCCACAGUACCCACUUUACUCAGCUAGCGUUGAAGAAUUUGCUCUUGGACAGGUUGGAUACUACCUUGAAGAAGAGAAGAAUUGGGGUCUUAAUGUUACCGAAUUGGAGCGUGCAUACCAAGAGAGUCUCAAAAAGUACGACACAAAAGUGCUGUGUGUUAUAAAUCCAGGCAAUCCGACUGGCCAGGUACUCUCUAGGCAAAACAUGGAAGAAGUCGUAAAGUUUGCUCAUAAGCACAAUCUCUUCUUGAUGGCCGACGAGGUUUACCAGGAUAACAUCUAUGCUGAAGGCUCUAAAUUCCACUCUUUCAAGAAGGUUAUCAACGAAAUGGGAGCACCUUACAACAUGAUGGAGCUUGCAUCAUUCCAUUCUGUUUCGAAGGGAUAUAUGGGAGAGUGCGGUAUGCGAGGAGGGUAUGUCGAGUUCUUCAACCUCGAUCCAGACGUUUACGUGCUUUACAAGAAAAUGAUAUCCGCCAAAUUGUGUUCGACUGUUUUGGGUCAGAUCGUGAUGGAUUGCGUAGUAUGUCCGCCAAAGCCCGGUGAUCCAUCAUACGAUCAGUGGUUGAAGGAGAAAACAGCAGUCCUUGAUUCCCUCAAGGAGAGGGCCAGACUUGUCAAAGAAGCGUACGGAAGUAUCGAAGGUGUAUCGUGCAAUGAAGUUCAAGGAGCCAUGUAUGCCUUCCCGCGGCUUUUGCUACCACCCAAAGCGAUCGAGAAAGCUAGAUCUUUGAACCAAGAGCCGGACUUCUUCUAUGCCAUGCAAUUACUGGAAUCCACAGGUGUGUGUAUCGUUCCAGGAAGUGGCUUUGGACAGAAAGAGGGCACUUAUCACUUCAGGACAACGAUACUUCCCCAGAAAGACGUGAUGAAAGAUAUGCUGGCGCGGUUUACGUCAUUCCACAAGAAAUUCUUAGAAGAAUACAAAUAGAUUGGUGCUGGCCACCUUAGCCUUUUGACUUAUCCACUUGUACGAGUCUUAGUGUUGUGUCAAAAUUAAUCCUAUGCAAAUCAGGCUUUGUUAGGUACCAUUUUUUAGCUUAGAAAGUAUCAUGGUGAUCCUUAAUACUAACGUCUGCCAUUAUUGGAACUUGGAAGAAGAGAAUUAAGAUUUCUAUCACUU
This is a messenger RNA of Cylicocyclus nassatus, 1870 nucleotides long. Lineage: Eukaryota; Metazoa; Nematoda; Chromadorea; Rhabditida; Strongylidae. The record is from the annotation of a GenBank genome assembly.